Messenger RNA from Amoebophrya sp. A120, 2700 nucleotides. Lineage: Eukaryota; Dinophyceae; Syndiniales; Amoebophryaceae. The record is from the annotation of a GenBank genome assembly.
GUGCCAGUCAGUCUCCCGCAGUGUUGGAGUUUGAUGUUGUAACUCUCUUUGAGGCAUUGUAUCAUAUGUUGCAGGUAGCGUCUUAUGCCGCGAGAUAAAACAGGGUUUUUUCCCUUUUGAUAUACUUAAUUUUCCUUGAAACUGCUAAACAGUCGGAAUUUAAAUUUUGAUUUUCCGUAUCCCUAUUAUCUUGUGCUAGAAUUCGUAUGAAGACGGGACCUCAUCCUCAAGUUUGAUUGAGAAAGAAGUACUAUGGCGAGUUCGAGCGGAUCGAAGGGAUGGCGUGAUGCCAGCUCCAGUACUACAGCACUGGCUGUGACCGCCUUGGUCUCGACGGUGGUAGGGACCUACCUCGCCGUAGAGCACUACAGGAGAAAAAACUCUACUAGCUCCUCAAGCAGCCAAGCCCUUUCCAAGGACAGGACGAAGGAAAUUUUGCAGAAACUCGCAGCGGCGUUCCACGAAAAGUGCCGGGAGUUCAGCGAGAUGAGCUUUUCCGUCCGCGAAAAUUUGGAGGCGAAAAACAUGUCGGUAAAAUAAAUGUGGUGCUACUAUUUGUUCAUCAUGGACAACGUCGUAGAUCGAUAGUUGUACUGGUACUUAAGUAACUUCUCUUGCAAUUUUGUCAACCUUUUGCUUUUGCUUUGCAAAGACAUCGGUACUAUGUAUAAAUAGGCGGAGUAGAAUGAAUGAAAGUCUUGAGAAGAUGUUAAUUCUCCCGACAGAGUGAUUUUCAUUUUUACGUUGUUUGUACUUCAUGCACAUCUAUCGCCAUUGUUCACAGUUUCCGGAAGAGCAGCUGAAGCAGCAGCUCGUACAGCAGAGCGGCGCUAUGGAGAAGCUGGAGGCCAUUCAGAUGGCGGUGCUGCAGGAGUCGGGUGUGGCGCCGGAAGAGAUCCAGGCCGCACAGGAGCGAUACCAAAAAGAUGCGGACAUCAGCGAGCUCUCUGCCAGCUUCGACACGAUGCUCGCAGACGCUUUGUCCGGUCUCGUACCUUUACUGCCCCUGAUCAAGAAACCACAAAUCGCGGACUCUGAGAUCGUACUAGUAUUGCUUUCAUACUGGAAUAGGCAGAAGUGCAGUAGUACAGCGAAUUUAUUGUCGUGCAUACAAAAAUGUAAAUCGGAUUUUUAGAAGAAAAAGAACUCCAUUUAUAAUUCGAUUUCAGCACGGCAGCCGUUUCUUGCUUUUUUGUGUCUCCUGAUUUCAUGGUGAAUUUCCACAUACUAUCACUAACAGAUCAUAGACGUUCUCCAGGAGAUCAACGAAGGUGAGGUCCUGGAGCUGUGUCGGCAUUUUCGCGAGACGGGCGUGACCCACCACAGCGUGCAGCACCUGGGUGAGGUCAUCACUAAGGCACGCGCCGACGUGGAGAAAGAGGCGGUAGCACGCAUGUACUACGGUAAGAGCGUGGCGGAAUUCUGGACCGCAGUUGGGUAUUUCGACCGGAUGUCCUUCAAAUUUCUCAGUGAACGCCGGAAGUUGACCAGAGCCCACCGCCUAAGGCUGGUACGUGAUUUUAAUUCUUGCAGCGCUGCGGAUGCUAUAAUGUAUUUCGUGAUGUUGAGGGGGUGUUGCUGUUGCGUGCGUGCUACUCAAUUUAAAUUAUUGAAACGUUAUCUACUCCUAAUUGAUUCAUUUAAACAGUCGAAGCUCUUCGUACCGGUUGAGGCCCAAGGCGGCAAAGGAAAGGACGGCAGCGUGCCGGGGGUGCAGUUGGCUCCUGACGCACCACCUCCACCCCCUACCGCUGAACGGGAAAAAGCAGCGGCUCCUUUGCUAACGACUACGAGUCCAAGUCCGCAAAAAAAAGUAUUCGAAUCGAGGAAGGAGUUCGAGGAGGGGCGAGCAGCCGAAGAAAGGAAACUACAACUCGAGGAGAGGCGAGCAGCCGAAGAAAGGAUGAAACUACUCGAAGAAAGGCAAGCAGCCGAAGAAAAUCGAAGAGACGAAUAAAGUCUGCAGAGUACCAUGGGCCACAUUCCGCGAAAGCGAGAGCGACUCGUUACUUUCACCUCCAACAGGGGAGGUAUCUAUCAAGUAUGUCAUACUUUUUUUUCUAUACGCACGAGCCGGCUCACAAUGUAUACAGUAAGGCGACAAUGAAAUUCAAAUUUGACUUACGCGGAUAUUGAUGAUGUGAUUGCGACCAUAGGCAUAGCGCUUCCUUUAUAUUGCUUACAACGAACUUACCACACACAGUAAAAGUUUUCUUCUGCGGCGAUUCCCGCCCGACACGAAUAAUGUUGAUUCUGGUGAAAAGACUCCUUUCGUUCCUUCUAGUACUAUUCCCACUCGGUGGCCGCUGCUCGGAAGAGGAACAGAGGAAGCAGGAUCUUGCUUCUGGAGUGGUAUCAUCCAUAAGAAAGUGUGCUCGACGACCUGUAUGUCAAAAUAACAAUAAGGCGACCGGAGCUUCGUUCGAACUUCGAGCUCUUCCUUCAAUUUCUCUAACCAUAAGGAGCGCCACUAAGCAGGGCAUAGUUCCAACCCAGGGCGCGCUUGCACCGAUAAUCGCAUGAGAAUUUGCGCGAGAAAUUCAAAUGAGUGCUAACAGGCAGCGAAAAUCUAGAUCGUCACGUGUCUGUGAUUCGAGGCACACUGUGAUCAAUCAAAAUCUGCACUUGCAACGGAGACAAGUACAAGGAGAAGUGACUAUCAGUGUUCAUAGUGAUCGCCCUUCAAGAAUUUGUGCCGCG